AUGUCAACAGAUUUAGUACCAGAAAAUGCCUUUACUCGAAUUGUGAUAUUGUAUGUUAUGGUAGCAGGUGCUAUAUUCCUUCCCUCGAAUCUAUCAGAACUUCUUGACCUUAUUAGGCAAAAAUCCAAAUAUUCUCAUUCAUAUAAACCUGAAUCUAAUAUAAAACACAUUGUUGUCACUGGAAGUUUUGAUGAAACCAGCUUGUAUGAAUUUCUACGUGAAUUUUUUUGUCAAGAUCAUGGUUUGGCCACAAUGAGUACUGACGUUGUUGUGUUAAAUCCUGAAGAGCCAGAAGAGAAUAUUGCAUUAUUGCUAGAAGAUCCUGCAUUUACAACCAGAGUACAAUAUGUUAAAGGGUCAGCAACUUUACGUCGAAGUCUUGAAAAAGUUAGGAUUGAUAUUGCCAGUGCAGUAUUCCUAUUAUCUAAAAAAUUUUCUAAAAAUGAUGAUGAAGACGAUGCAGCACAAAUCUUAAGAGCAUUGGCUAUUAAAAAAUACAAUAAUAAAAUACCAUUAUAUGCUCAAAUCCAUUCACCUGUAAAUGUACCACAUUUUGAUUUCUUGGCCAAAGAUAUAAUUUGCAUAGAUGAAAUAGCCAUGGGAUUAAUGGCUCAAAGUUUAAUAAUUCCCGGUUUCUCUUCACUCGUUGUAUUGUUGACAACUUCUAUCACUAAAAAAAUAGCAAAUAAAUUAACUCAAAUUUAUGCUGUGACAUUUUCAAAGGAUUUUAUUGGUAAAACUUUUCUAGAAUGUUCAAAACUAGUUUAUAAUCGACUAGGGGCAGUUUUAUUUUCAAUUGGAAUUUAUAGAAUAGCACAAAGUUCCAAGGAAUCAUUUAAACAAUUACCACCAAGUGCCUCACCAUUUCAAAUAUUUUUAAAUCCGCAAGAUUAUGUUAUAGACGGAAAUGAAAUUGGUUUUGUAGUUUGUGGUAAUGCUGAGAUAACUGUUAAAAUGGCUCAAUUUGUUGAACAUGUUCAAAUCCCCUACUAUCACAGAGGCUUGUCUUAUAUAACUCAGUCUGCACGUGAUUUAUUUACAAAGAAAAACGGUAAAAGUAGUAACAUCAAUAAUGAUACACCAACUGAAAAUAAUUUGGAACACACAAAAUUACAAAUUCCGGCUGCUACUUCAAAUGUAAUUGAUUCAGAAAUAGUAAGAAAUAAUAUAAAUAAUGCAGCAGCUUAUUGUUUUAAUGAAAAAUCAGAAAUUCCACAUGUUACGGAUCAUGUUUUAAUUUGUAAUCACAGCGAAGAUUUUCCUGUUAACCUUGACAUCUUUAUGAUGGUUCUUCGUGGAAAAAAUUCUACCAUCAAAGACGCACCAAUAGUUAUCUUAUCUCCUAAUGAACCUGACGAUUAUCAAAAAAGGUCUUUGUCAAAAUUUAGUCCUGUCUAUUUUAUUAACGGAUCUCCUUUAAAAAGAAAAGAUUUGUAUAAAGCAAGAGUUCAUUAUGCAAAAAAAUGCGUUAUAUUAAGUGAUUCCCUUAGAUAUGAAGAAUCUUCUAACGGAACUGCAGAUGCUGCCUCGAUAAUGAUUGCUUUGAAUAUUGAAUCCAUGGCAGCACACGAAGAAUGUUUCGUGAUUGUAGAGUGUAUUUAUCGUGAAACAUUUAAGAUGAUUGGUGAAAGUGAUUCUGUAAAAAAUAAACAAGAUGAUAAUGCACUUUUACGACCAUCCUUUAUGAGUGGAAAUGUAUUUACACCUAGUAAUUUAGAUACUUUACUUUGUCAAUGUUUUUAUAAUAAACACAUUCCAGUUAUUGUAAAGCGUCUUAUAUUCAGUCAUGAUCCUGGUAAUAAAAAGUUAACUCCAAAAGUUACUAAUGUUCAAGAUAAUGAAUGGCAAAGUUUAAAAAUUGGAUCUGGUCAAAUGUUUCAAAUUGAUGUCCCUUCUUCAUUUUUUGGCAAGGAAUAUCAUUUAUUUUAUGAUUUCUUGAUUCAAGAACAUAAAGCUGUGCCAUUAGGACUUUACAGGCUUACUCAACAUAAAGGUGGUCAUCUAAGAUACAUUUAUGUCAAUCCUAAAGCUGCUACAAUCCUUAGAGAUGAUGAUAGAGUUUACAUAAUCUCUGAUAAUGCUCCUGAUUUUAAAUAA
This is a messenger RNA of Entrophospora candida, 2097 nucleotides long. The record is from the annotation of a GenBank genome assembly. NCBI's taxonomy places the organism in Eukaryota, Fungi, Glomeromycota, Glomeromycetes, Entrophosporales, Entrophosporaceae.